CAGCCACUAUAACAGCCAGAAAACCUUAUCCACGUCUUCCAUUCAGAACGAAAUCCCAAAGAAGAAAGCCAAGUUUGAUGCCAUAUCUGCCAAUGGUGACAGCGUUCCUUCCUCUCCCGAGAUGCUUUGCCCCCUUAUCCAGAGGGCCCCGUCCAGGUUGGCGCAGUGGGCUGCUUCCCAACAGACUCUCGGGGCCCACCAUUGUCCUGUUGCUCAAGGCAUUGACAUCCUGAAUUUUUCUCCAGACCUCGCCCUGGACUCCCCUGGCACUGACCACUUUGUCAUCAUUGCCCAGCUGAAGGAGGAAGUGGCUACUUUAAAAAAGAUGCUUCACCAGAAGGAUCAGAUGAUUUUGGAGAAGGAGAAGAAGAUCACAGAGCUGAAAGCUGACCUACAGUACCAGGAGUCACAAAUGAGGGCAAAGAUGAACCAAAUGGAGAAGACACACAAGGAGGUCAUGGAGCAGUUACAGGAAAGAGGAAUCAAGGCUCCCCGGGAGCUGGCGAGGAGCCCCAGCACCUUCAUUCCCCUGGGAGAGGCAGAGAUAGCGCUGUGCUUUCGUCACUGUGCUGGGGGGCCGACCCCCAUCUCUCCUCCCCUGCGCUCCAGAGUCCAAACAAACAACCCAACCCACAGGCUGAGCUGGACAGGCUGUGUGGGAUCUGCCAUGGAGACCCCCAAACACCCUCUGCCCCCUGGGGCUGGGAGUGGGGGCCACCGGCGGUGUCCGUUCCGGAGGCGGGGCGCUUCCAAUGGGAUCCCGCAGGAAGGUGGGGAGAGCCUGCACCAGCUCCUUGAAGCCUUCCUCUCAGCAGGCAGAGUGGACCACAUCGCCAUGGUCAUGGGGCUGCACCCCCAGUACCUCAGCAUUUUCUGGAAGACCCAGUACCUCCUGCUGCGCAUGGAUGGGCCCCUGCCCUACCACAAGCGCCACUACAUUGCCAUCAUGGCAGCAGCCCGGCACCGCUGCUCCUACCUGGUGGGGUUGCACAUGGGGGAGUUCCUGCAGGUGGGGGGAGACCCUGCGUGGCUGCAGGGGCUGCACUGCGCCCCUCAAAAACUCCGGAACCUCAAUGAGAUCAACAAGCUGCUGGCGCACCGGCCCUGGCUCAUCACCAAAGAGCACAUUGAGGCUCUGCUGAAGCCGGGGGAGGACAGCUGGUCGCUGGCAGAGCUGGUGCAGGCGCUGGUGCUCCUCACCCACUACCACUCGCUUGCAUCCUUUGUCUUCGGCUGCGGCAUCAAACGCGAGGAGGACCAGGAUGUGGGGAACGGCUGCUGGGCCCCCUCAGCUCACAGCAACAGCAGUGCUGCCUCUGAUGACAGCAUGGGGGGCUCUGGGGGCACGGAUGCUGCACAGGAGGUGGAGGUGCUGAUGGAGAGGAUGAAGCUGCUGCAGGAACACCAGCUGGAGGAGGAGGGCGUCACACAGGAGGAGAUGGCGACACGCUUCGAGCUGCAGAAGACGGAGAGUCUGCUGGUCCCUUCCUCAGAUAUUUUGGAUCCCUCCCUGCAGUCCAGCAUCCGCUGCUUCCUGGAGGAUCCUGAAUUUGGAUACAAGGACUUCACACGGAGGGGGGAGCAGGCCCCCCCCACUUUCCGUGCACAGGAUUACACCUGGGAGGACCACGGCUACUCGCUGAUCAACCGCCUGUACCCCGACAUGGGGCAGCUCCUGGAUGAGAAGUUCCAGGUGGUUUACAACCUGACCUACAACACCAUUGCCAUGCACUGUGGCGUGGACACCUCCGUGCUGCGCCGCGCCAUCUGGAACUACGUCCACUGCGUCUUUGGCAUCCGCUAUGAUGACUACGACUAUGGGGAGGUCAACCAGCUCCUGGAGCGCAACUUAAAGAUCUACAUCAAGACAGUGGCUUGCUACCCGGAGAAGACAACCAAGCAGAUCUACACACAGUCCUGGAGGCACUUCAAACACUCAGAGAAGGUGCACAUCAACCUGCUGCUGCUGGAGGCACGGAUGCAGGCAGCUCUGCUCUACGCCCUCAGGGCUGUCACCCGCUACAUGACCUGAGCUGCCUCUGCCCUCUCCUCCUGCUCCUGCCCUGGCUGCGUGGGCAAGGCCAGGGGGCAGCUGGUACCCUGAAAAUUCAUCUGGAGUUUUAUCUCCCUGCUUAAUGGGCUUAGAGCUGUGGAAGUAAAGUGGGAGUUUCCCUGCGCUUUCUUCUAGGUAAGGGGAGCCCCCAAGAAGCUGUUGGGGCUGGGAAGACCCCGAAGUGCUGCCCUGGGCUUGGCAGAGCUGUGAGUGCUCCACUGCUCCCUUUUGGGGUUAGCCUGAGUGAAGCCAGACUGGGAUGUCUGUGGGUGCAGUGCUGGUGUUACACCCCUGUGACAGGUCCUGGCACCAAGGCUGCCACUGAAGAGGACUGUCCCCCUGCCAGGGAUGGCCAGAGGAUUUCAUGGGCUUCAUCCCUGCUUUCUGGGUCCUGCCGUGCUGGGAGACACAGCUGCUGGUGGGGGUGCUGCCCAGGAACCCCUCCCCACCUUUCUGCCUCAUCCCUGCAGUUUGGGAUGUGAAGUGCCUUUAACCUCAGUGCCAGGGCAGGGGCAGGGAAAGGGCAGGAAUAACUGUGUUUUAAGCCUUUUGGCAUUGUUGGCUUUAGGGCUGAGGUGGGGAGCUGUGCUGGGGCAUCAGGCUCCCUCAGCCCCUCUCCUGCUGUGAGGGUGGCAGGGUGGGAUGGGGUGACCAUGGCUUUACUCAGACAUGCCAGAGAAUUCCCAGCAGCACAGGCUGCCAUGGAGGUGCCUGUUGUGGGAGCAGGAGCCAGGGCCAGCAGCAUCACCACCUUUGGUUUGGCUGUUGAAUCACAGGUCCAUUUAAGUUAUUUCUGUAUUUUUUGGGUAUAUUAACUCCUGACUAGGCAUGGAAAUGCCUCUGUAACUUUGCUAUUAAUCUUGUUUGAAAAAAAUAAAAUAGUUCUUUUUUUAUUC
This is a messenger RNA of Parus major (Great Tit), 2949 nucleotides long. RefSeq names its product sestrin 2 (gene SESN2). The transcript has 15 exons. The coding region runs from base 122 to 2032 and encodes 636 amino acids. NCBI's taxonomy places the organism in Eukaryota, Metazoa, Chordata, Aves, Passeriformes, Paridae. The record is from RefSeq and is a predicted model, not a curated record. Gene Ontology annotation, biological process: negative regulation of TORC1 signaling; cellular response to leucine starvation; cellular response to L-leucine. Gene Ontology annotation, cellular component: nucleus. Gene Ontology annotation, molecular function: oxidoreductase activity, acting on peroxide as acceptor; L-leucine binding.